GACGACGGCAGGUAGAAGCUACGACGGCCAUUGGGGCUUUAUAAUUCAGGCGCUCGACCCGUCUUCCAACACAUCAACUCUGCAUUUGACAACCAGCCCCCCAAGCAGCCUCCUACCAGCCCCCACUAGCCUGCCCAUUAUGACCGCACAAUCCUACGCUGGCUUCUUAUUUGGCGUGAUUACCAGCACGUUUGGUGCGAAUCCGGAGCCAACUGUAACCGCUAGGGAGGACAGGAGAAGGAUAGCGGCUUCCAAGCCGAAGCCAAAGAGUACUAGAGUGCGUCGUCGGCGGUGGCCGACGAUGCCCGGCUCCUUCCGCGCUCUGACUCCGGAGCCGGUCCCAGAGCCUGCUCAACCCACAGCGCUGGAGCCACCGACGAAGCGGCGGCGGCUCUCCAAGGAAGACUCGUUGGCGAUCGACGAGGUGAUCGAGAAGCUGGAGCAGGAGAUGGAGGUGCUGAAGACACGUUUGGCGAGGACCAACCAGGCUCCUCGCCAAAGUUUCAAGCUACCUGAGCGCGCAUCCGAGAAAACGAGGACGCAGAAUGAUAGUCGUUCUUUGAUUGCCCCUCGACGAGACAUGAGCCACGUAUUCGAUGAGCUCAAGCAUACUAGCCCUACGCAGCUCUUCUCGCAAGAGCUUGAGGAGGCCUUUAAGAAGUCCUCGCACCGUAGAUAUAAUGAAGAUCCCAUCCCUUCGUUUUGCGCGUGGGGAGCUGGCUCGCGUUGA
Molecule: messenger RNA, 730 nt
Organism: Dacryopinax primogenitus
Lineage: Eukaryota; Fungi; Basidiomycota; Dacrymycetes; Dacrymycetales; Dacrymycetaceae
Exons: 4
Coding region: 140-730 (196 amino acids)
Source: RefSeq, a predicted model, not a curated record